AUGAAACUCUCAAAGUCCUUAAUCACUAUCGAGCGGAAAGAUGCAGCUCAAACUUCACUGAAGUGCAAAAACGUGAAGUCGGCUGCCGUACAAGAUGAUGAGCCAUCGCUACUUGAAAUGGGAAGACGAGCGUCAUCGUUUGACACCUGUCAAGCGUCCACCGUUAAAGCAUCGCCUUCACUACGACCAGCGUCGUUCGAUUCACGAAUGUCGGCAUUUUCGCCGGUGGACGUGCCACGAUUGCUUGUUCACUCACCUGCGUCGCCUCUCACUAUGGAACCACCACCGCCACAUACGACCGAUAAUCGUUUGCUUACCGUUCCGUCACCGGACUAUCGGAAACUCUCUUGUGAAUCGCCGAAAGCGAAUGAUUACAUCACGAUGGGUUUGGCUCCGGCAAUUCUCGGUCAGUUGACGGCAAUCGCGUCAACGAUGAUGACGCCGAGUAGUAGCACAAUGGACGAUGUGAAACCGUCGCCAAUUAUUCAAGUUCAGAUACCUCAGGCGUCCGCAGAGCUGUUGGCGCAAAUGCCGGCCAAGUCGGUGAUUCAGGACGACAUUCGUAGCGGCAAUGGACGAUUUCAGCUGGUCCGAAAACGUGGGCGCAGCGAAGUAUGGAAUCUUUUCGGACAGGUGCUCGACUCUCUCACCAACGUUCGGCUACCAUAUGUGGCUUGCUAUGCUUGUAAGGUACUCUAUACGGAUACCGGUGGCGGUACGGGAAAUAUGACCAGACAUCGAUGCCCAAUCGGUCUUAGCUAUCGUUCAAGUGCUCACGGUUCAUCGACAGAAACGGUAGAAGUGGGACAGCAGUCGUCAUUUGAAUCGACAGUGUCUGGACUUCAACGAAUCUCCGAACAACGUCCAACACUGUCACUCACGAUUAAUCGUACGGAAUUAAAUAGUGCACUAAAAACAAGCUUUCAGUCGGAAAGCAGUAGUUCUGCUCAGUUAAUCAGUCAGACAUCUGGUGAGGUCUCCAUAGGCGAUGUCGAUCGUGAGGUGCUUAUCGAUUCCAUUGUGAAGUGUUGUGCUUUAGAUUUAAUCGAUCCGGAGAUUUUUAACGGCAAGGGAUUUCGAGCGUUACUCGAUCGCAUGUGGCAGUUGUCAAGGCGUUCCGGUAGCUCUCCGAACGACGUCUUUCCGGACUCUCAAAUGCUGCAAUCUGCACUUCAGACGAAUUUACGGUUUUGUAUGGAUGAUCUGAAGAAUGAACUGUCACGAACGUCUCAAGGUGUUUGUCUAGCUGUUGAAUCGCUAUCCUAUUUAGGCAAGGAAUUUCGUGUUGUACAUGGGUCGCGCAUUAGUCAUGAUUGGAAAUGGCGGAGUAACAUACUAGGAGUAUUUAAAAGUCGGGAAAGUCAGUCGUUAGCUGAGAUCGUCAAUGGCGUAGUGAAUAACUAUGACUUGGACAGGAAUCUGCUGCGAAUCACUUGCGCCGGAGGUAUCGAGGAGUUUGCGCCUGCGAAAGCAUUUCACGAUAUUAGAGAGAAAUUGAAAGAGGUACUGCAUGCAGUCUUGUCAUCGUGCUCAGUGCCUGUCCUACCGUUGAUAGCGGUGGUCGAUAAAAUCAUAAAGUCAUUCGCUGAUUACAAUAUUCGAAUGCCAUUUCCGUACAGAUGUAGUGGCGAUGACAUCUUCAAUUUUUAUCCGCUGCUUCGAGAUUUCAACUUUCACUAUCAAACUAUUCAGGACAUAUCUCAUUCUAAGCUGCAAGGUUUACAAAUAUUGCUUGCUAGUUUAAAUGUCGAGCACUUGCGGGAGUUGGAGGAGUUUCUUGGUCCGUUUCAGGAGACAUACGAGUCGUUGUCUGAAGAACAACCAAAUUUCCACAAGGUUCUUCCUGAAUGGUAUGCCCUUAUGCAUGAAUGUCACCCUUCGUCAGAUGAGACGUCACCGUUGUUGUGUGAACUGAAAACCAAAGCCAGCGAACUUCUGAUUCGAGAACAGGCAACGACGAUCACAGUCGAACACCGCAUUGCUGCUAUUCUCAAUCCACGACAUAAUCGAAAGCUGAAUCUCAUCUGUACGGAUCACGAGCGAUCUCAAGCUUGUGAUCGGAUACGAGAGUUGUGUGGUAUUCGUACCCAACGUGAGCCGUUGAGUCGUGAUGGAUCAUGCGAGGGUGAGCCGCAUCGAAAAAGGCGCCUGUUCCUGAGUUCUUUGGAAGACGACCCGGUCGGUGAUGACGAACUGGAGUGCUAUCUACGUUCACAGUAUCCAGCACAGCAAACAAAAGACGUGGUUCUGUUCUGGAGUACCGUUGGUCAAGCACAGUUUCCUUCGUUGGCUUCCUUGGCACGGCGGGUUCUUUCAGUUCCUGCAUUGGCGCCGAAGACAAUAUUUGACGAACGGCACGCCAGCGUGCAACCAGAGCAACUGCACACGUUUCUCAUGUUGCGUUCGAUGUUCGAUACUGAGCGAGAGGAAUAG
This is a messenger RNA of Angiostrongylus costaricensis, 2433 nucleotides long. The record is from the annotation of a GenBank genome assembly. Lineage: Eukaryota; Metazoa; Nematoda; Chromadorea; Rhabditida; Metastrongylidae.